Messenger RNA from Danaus plexippus (monarch butterfly), 5046 nucleotides. RefSeq lists its product as uncharacterized. The coding region runs from base 16 to 4896 and encodes 1626 amino acids. Lineage: Eukaryota; Metazoa; Arthropoda; Insecta; Lepidoptera; Nymphalidae. The record is from RefSeq and is a predicted model, not a curated record. The transcript is spliced from 14 exons.
AUUUAAUUUUAAAAAAUGGAUGUAAGUAAAAUACUAAAGACUGUAAAUAAUCUUAAUGAUUAUAUAGUAGCUACCCAAGAAGUUACUAAUAAACCUAGUAACUCAAAAAUACAAUUCAAUAUGUCUACUGUUCUUUCGCUUAAAAAAAUUCGAUCAUUAGAAAUUGAAUAUUACAAUAAAUGCGAUGAAAGUGGCGCAGGAGUGAGAAUACUUGAGCUAAUGUUACAAUUACCACCCUCAAAAACAUGGAGUCUUCUUGGAAAAGAAAUAAUUUUAUUGUUACAAUAUUGGCUAGAAGCUGUAAGGAAACAUCUUAUACAUCAUAAUGAUCAUUGGUGGAAUUUUCUCAGUGUUUUAUUGAAAUUCAUUCUGAAAAUUCAUUCAAAACAUGCCACAUUAUCAAAUAUAUUAGUCCAGGAUUUAACUGAAUGUCUUCUGGAUUUGGCUACAAGUAACCAACCCAGUAUUCAUCAAAGGCAAAAAAUACUGCGGUGCUUUAAUACUGUAUGUGCUGAAUCAGGUCGUGAGAUAAGAUUUGCUUUGAGAAAUAAAUUUGCACAUUAUUUUGUGAAGCUAUCUACAAUACUCUCAUCAUGCGGCGACAUCAGAGUCCAGUUUUCUAUAUUGGAGACUCUUUUGCGCUGGCUCAUUCCUCGCCAGGACCUGGAAUUAAGGAAAGAAGCAGCGCUUCAAUGGUUCCCCAAUGAAAUGUAUGAUGAAACAUCCAGGUGUAUAUUCUUAGAGAGACCCUGGCAGAACUUUUUUAAGGACGCCAGAGAGUUUUUAAAUUGUCAUAAUGGAAGAAAUGAUCUUGUUACAACUGUGAUAUGCAGGAAAUUUAUGAUCGGAAGUCUCUUGUUGAUUAACGAGCCAAUCAAAGAUUAUUAUUUGGAUUUGAAUUCUAGCACCAAAUGCAUGUGUCUGAUAGUUGAACCAAGCCUGUCGGAUAUUUUGGGUAAAUCUGAGUCCGAUGCUGUAGUCAUUACCAGGGAAAACACCGACAUCAUGAGAAUGUAUAGAGAGUCCAAUGAAGUGUUCAUAUCUGUGACCGUGCUGGACCCACAACUGCUGUAUCCAUCAAGAACCGUAAAGAGCAACCAGCUCCAGAUGACAGUCAGUUCCAGAAGUAUUAAGAAGCUGGAUGAGGCUCUGAGGAAGAUCUUCGAUGAAAAGUAUGAGCUUCUUAUAGACUUAGAAAAAUCGCUGCCGAAUUCUCCGAACAAAGAGAAGCAACAGAAUGUGGAACAAAUGAGGUUGUCAUAUCCGGUCAAUAUUAAUAAAUUAACACAUUCAGGUUACAUAGCGAGGACCAAACACCCUGAGUCAUGGAAGUCACCAUCAUCAGCUUCAACCUCCUCUCUUGCUAUGCUGCGAGAUAAAUUAACAGCAUUUCCCAGUUACAAGUACGACAAAGAACCUGUAAGUGUAUGUGCAUUGCCUCAACUGAGCAGCGUCACUGAGAUAACCGAAGAAGAUAGGUGUAGCUUGAACACACUCAGUACAUACAAACUCCGUACUUAUGGUGUGAGAAAUAAGAGAUGCACCAAAGAAAUUAUAUCCGAGGAAGAUAAUGAUAGCAAAUGUAUGACUCCGACUAGGCGCGAUGAUAGUUCUGUCAGUUGUCUUCUCGUUGCGACUAUAGGUUCCAACGAAUCGGUAAUUAACGAUACGCUGGAACGUCUGCCGAAAGACAAGGAGAUACAUACAGAUAAUAUAGUUGAAUUACUAGCCAGGGAAGCAGUGGAAAGUAAUAAAAUCGACAGUGGCGUAGUCAGUUAUGAGAAGAAUGAUGAUUUUAACACAAAUAUCAUAGAGGGUAGUCAGCAAAAUGCUUCAAACGUUAAUAUUAAUGUUAUUACUAAAGGCACUUCAAAUAGUGUUGUAAAAGAAAGUCGAUUUACGGCUGAAGAUAUAAUGCCAUUGGAAGAUAAGCUUGAUGAUGAGCUGGGGAGGGACAAACAGACGUACGACGUGGAUACAGUCGAAGAUUUCUUCUCGCAGCAUUGUGUGGAAAACAGAAAUGGCGAUUUAUUGAUUAGCCCAAGUCUAGCUAAAAAAAUCAAUGAAACCAGCUCGGAGAGUAGCUUGGACUUUGAUAUCGCCGCUAACAUGAUAGAUGGGUCACAACAUUACAUAUUCAAUUUCGAUGACACAGAAGUUGUCGAGUGUUUGAAUGAUAUAGUUGAUAAGGUUUGUGAAGAUCUAGACAAAUGUAGCGAAUAUUUGAGGAGUGAAAUCGAGAAUUUUAAUGUAAGCGAUGAAAUAAAAGAGGCUGGAAGCGAACCUUUGAAGGAAAUUCAAGAUAAUGUAAAAACAUACAACAGACAGAAAGUUAGGCGUCUGAAAUUACAAUACAAUAAGACGGCAAACAGGAAGAAGCAAAGUAAAUUAAUUACUGAACCGGUCAAAAGAAUGACUACUAUCGUUGAAAGGGAAAGUGAAGUAGAAAAAAGUGUCAUAAAUAAAAGCCCCGAGUCUAAUAAAGAUCUAAGUGAUGCAGAGAAGCCCUUGAUUACCAGGAAACGGAAACUGUAUUCGCCAAAAGACGAUAAUAAACUGAACGAAAAAAGCGGCAUUCAUGUAUCAGAAACCGAAGACGAUCAUUCCAUUUUAACUGCUCCUCUAAAAGUCGAUUCAACCCCAAAAACUGUGCCCACUUCGUAUAAAGAUAUAGAGAAAAUCCGCCGGUCCUCCGCAAGGAAGCUGCGCAACGGAAGAGGCAAGACGAAUCUCUCACCAAAAACACAAAAGAUGAAUGAAAUAUUUGAUAAUUUAAAAAGGAAUAACGAUGGUGGAGAGAAAAUAAAAUUAGCCGAUAAAAAAGUAAGCCGAAGAAAACUUGCAGUUUACAACUUCUCUAGUGACAGCGAAGACGACGAUUUUAGGAGAAAAAUCAAUAUAAAGAAGAAAAGUGGCUCGCCCACUGUGAGGAGCGAGAUAGUAACCAGAGCUACCAGAUGUCGAAGAUCGAAGGGGAACAAUAAAAAUAAUACGCAAAACAAAAUUGAAUCAACACCGCAAACCAAAAAACAAAAAGCAAAACAGAAACCUGGCAAAGAGAAAAAAACGCCACAAAUAAAAAAACAAAUUCCUGAACUUAGAAACGAGAUGAUUGAUGAACGAAUGAGGGAAGCAACUGACGUGUUAAAUACAUCGCUAACAGCAGAUGAGAGAAGACAUUCAGUAUACGAAGAAGUUGAACCGAAUAUCAACAAAAAACCGGAAAUGGAAGUAAUGGAAGAUACAUAUAAAAAUAAUAGAGCAACCCGGAGAAAGAAAAAUUUAUCAUUGAAAAAGGUCAAAGGAGAUAAGACUUGUGACAAAGAUCAGUUAGCCACUUGUGAUAAGGAUAGAUUAGCGACAACCUGUCAUAUAGACCAAUCAGUGAGAUCCAGCCCUCUGCCUGGACUGAUAAUAGAAACGGUGGACGUUCAAGUACAUAAAGACGCUGAUGACUCCAUCACAGUAACGAUGCUGGAAAAAUAUAAAGACAUCUAUGACAAUGAACCGCUACCAGAUGUAUCAGAGAUAAAUACCACCCACAACCUGCUGUCAGACUUAGAGCACGUCAGCUAUGAUCCGAUUGUAAAUAUGACAGAGGAAUUGGACACCACGAUACAAAAAUCAAAGAAAAGAUGUCCAAGCGAUGAAGAUGAUAAGAAUGCUGCUAAGAGAUCAAAAAGUUCAGAACCUCAAGUUAUAAAUAUAUCGGAACUCUCUGAGGAGAAAACAGAGAAGAGUAUACUGACUUUAGGGAAAUCCCCAAUAACUGGGCACGGCGACUUGGACGAGUCGCCGCUACAUCUGACCCUGCUGAAAGAACAAGUGGAACCCAGGGGGUUGGACACGCAAGACCUGAACCAGUCCAUGAAAAAUUACUUCGACAGACUUACCAAAGAAAUAUAUGAAGAAUCGAACACCUUAAAUUCAAAAUUACGAGAAAGUAUACACGAGAUACUAGAACAAUCCCCAUUAAAGUUAAACAGAAGUUAUGUGCCAUCUCCAACAGUUUCCAUAAAGAGAUUAAGCCCAAAAGAAAUCAGUAGAUGGCUUCCAACUAAAUACAAUUCGGUUUUUGGCUCAAAUCAAAGUUCGGAAAGCGGUUCACCCGUCCGUAUAACGAGAAGUCACACCAGGAGCCAGGAACAGAAAAAAACAAAAAUUGUAACAAGAAAAUCGGUCAUAUCACCGAUCAAGAUGUUCGGUGAAUUGGCCAAAGAAAAAUCGGUUACGUCAGAACAAGACGAUUACUUGGAUCAUAUAAAGAAACUGAUGACCAGAAACAUAUCAAAAACAGUCGCUACCACGACAGAAUCCAGGUGUAAUGCUCGUAUCAUCAGAAAGAAUGUCGAAACACCAACGGCCAGCUCGAUUAACGGGUCGGAGAAAAUGAAGUCCCCGAUCUUUGAAUUAUCUAACAAAGGGUUGGCGAACAGAUACGAAUCCGCCAGCGGGACGGUAUCCAGUGUCAGCGAUUGGCUUACUAGAAACGAACGUCUAAAACAUAAUAGAGCAGAGAGUGUCGACCUUCCGUUCAAAGAUAAUUUGGAACAUGUAUUGGAGAAGUUGGAUACAAGCCUCGCUGAGAUCCACGACCAGACGAGCAGACGAUUCGUCAGUAUGUUUGUGGAUGCUCAGAAACACCUCACAGAGCUCAAGGAGAAACGUCGCCGCUUGUACAAGGAGACAGCGGUCAGUGUCAUAACAGAUCUCGUCGCUGUUAUGGACAACAAGUUCGCUGAUUUGGAACGAAGGUCUCAGGACUUAGAUCAAGAGUUUAUAAGUGGUCUGAAAGAGAAAGCUGGUGAUCUGAUGAGCGAGGACUGUAAGCAGAAGAGACUUAUGGUGAAGAUGAUGAAGGAAGAUGUCCAGGCUGCUCUGGAUCAUAUCAACUGACAGUACAGAUACUGUCAAUUAGGCUUUACCAUUAAUACUAUUAUAUUUGGUUAUAAAAAAAUGUAUAAUAUUUUUAAUUUCAGUUGUCACAUUAUCUGAUAAGUGUUAAUGAUUUGUUAUUUAUUAUUAUAUAAAGUAAUUCAAAAACAA